Molecule: messenger RNA, 4617 nt
Organism: Hemibagrus wyckioides
Lineage: Eukaryota; Metazoa; Chordata; Actinopteri; Siluriformes; Bagridae
Gene: gemin5
Product: gem (nuclear organelle) associated protein 5
Exons: 28
Coding region: 140-4489 (1449 amino acids)
Molecular function (GO): protein binding
Source: RefSeq, a predicted model, not a curated record
AUUUACAGAAGACGGGUGGACAAACAAGGAAGCAGCAUGGGCGAAUGAAAGGUGUAGAGGCUGCCUGGUGGAGCUGGAAGAGCUUGGUAUUGAACUUGGAACUUUUUAAAAAUCGGGUUAUAUAUCUAAAACAAUCGUGAUGCACGAGAGGCUUCUUCCUGCUUCGCCGAACUGGUACUGCUCUCGCUGUAGCGAUGUGAAUAGCCACGGCGUGCUGGGCUUCGGAGCUAAAAACACAGUUUACCUGCUGAAAGUGAGCGCAUCCUCAGCAGAAGUCCUAGGUGAGCUCAGGGGCCACACCGAAAGAGUUUCUGGCUUCUCAUUUUGCAGACAUGAUGCUCAAGAAAACAUUUGCGCCAGCAGUUCAGAUGAUAAGACAGUAAAGAUCUGGGACAUUGACCAGAAGGUGGUUUUAGAGGAACAUAAUGUCCACCAGAACACCAUCUCGGCUCUUCACUGGUCUCCAGUGCAGAAAACGUUACUGGUGUCUGGAGACGAGAAAGGGAUAGUGGUGUGUCACUGGCUCGGCAGAGGAGACACUCGCAGCUUCUUCCCCGAACCAAGAACCAUCUUCUGUCUCUCCUGCUCUCCACACACCGAGAACUACGUCGCCAUCGGGUACAAGGAUGGAAUGAUCGCACUGAUCGACAUCAGCAAGAAAGGAGAAGUGAUCCAUCGCCUGCGAGGUCACGAGGAGGAGAUCCACUCUCUCUCCUGGUGUCCCGAGCCUCAGGAAGACACGCUGUAUGCUCGACCGGAGGACAGCGCUGACAUGUCCAGCGGGCCAGCAGAAGUCCAGCGGGGUGGAUACCUGGCUUCAGGCAGUCGAGAUCAGACCGUUAGAAUUUGGAGCACGGCAAGAGGCAAAGGUGUUAUGACCCUGAAGCUGCCGUUUCUGAAGAGGCGAGGUGCCGGAGUGGACCCCGGGGUGAAGGAGAGGCUCUGGCUCACGGUGCACUGGCCUAAAGGAAGACCUGCGCAGGUCGUCUCCAGCUGCUUCGGUGGAGAGCUGGUGGUCUGGGACCUCACCAAAUCAGGCAAACAGAAGUGGACUCUGCUGGGCAGCUCGUCAGACGGUCAGAACCACAGUCGCAUCGUCUUCAACAUGAGCUCCGUGUGUGUGAGGGAGCGAGAGCUUCUCAUCAGCACCUCCAUGGACAGAGACAUUAAGUGUUGGGAUCUGGACACUCUGGAGUGCUGCUGGACUUUACCCACUAUGGGAGGCUUUAUUUACUCUCUUAGCUUCUCCCCCGUGGCGACGGGCUGCUUGGCUCUGGGGGUCGGCGAUAGCAUGAUCCGCGUGUGGAACACUCUGUCCAUCCAGAACCCGUACGAAACCAGGACCUUCUGGCAGGGGAUCAAGUCCAAGGUCACGGCUCUGGCAUGGCAUCCGGUGAAGGAGGGCUCUUUAGCUUUCGGAACAGACGAUGGAAAAGUAGGGAUCUAUGAGGUUUAUUCCAACAAGCCUCCACAGAUCUCCAGUACCUACCACCGUAGAACAGUCUACUCUCUGGACUGGGGUCCUCCAGUCCCCCCUCUCUCAUUCGGUGCAGGUGAUAAACCUGACUACACGCUGUACAGUUGUGCAGGUGAAGGGGUCAUCUUUCAGCAUGACCCAUGGAAGCUGUCGGACGAAGCCAGCAACAUCGAUAAACUCAUCCGCGACUCCAACGACAUUAAACACAAACUGUCCCCUCACACAGACCUGAGCUGGAAGCCAGACAGGAAAGUUUUGGCUGUCGGAAAUGAAGACGGCUCUAUAGACGUGUACAAAGCUCCGACCCUGAAGCUCCUGUGCACCGUCCAGCAGCACCAUAAAAUCAUCAACACCCUGCGCUGGCACCAUCAGCACUCCACCCAGCCUGAGCUGCACUGCCUGCUCGCCUCCGGCUCCAGCAACGCCCUCGUCUACAUCCACGACCUGCGCAGCGCCAUCGAGAACCCGUCUGAGAGCCCGGUGUUGCUGACCGAAGCUUUCCGCACUUUAUCUGGUCACACCAACAAAAUCACCGGCUUGAUGUGGAGUCCUCACCACGACGCUCACCUGGUCACCGUCUGCUACGACGGCACAGCUCAGGUGUGGGACGUGCUGAAGCAGGAGCCGGUGUGUAACUACAGAGGUCACAGCGGGCGCGUGCUGUGUGUGCAGUGGUCACCCGUGAACCCGGACCUGAUCUGGACCGGCGCCGAUGAUUUCACGGUGCAGGAGUGGGCCGUGUCCAAACAGGAGCACGUUAAACCUCCCAAGAGUAGAAGACGUGUGGAGAUGGAGAAGAAGAAAGCACCAAUCAAGAAAGCCAAGAAGAAAAAAAAGGUUACCGAGAAACGCGGGGUGAAGACGGACGAGAACGAAUCGCCGAUGGGAGAAGAAGCCGGAGGAGGAAGCGGGAUGGAUGAAGGACAGACAGAAGAUGAAGCAGAAGAUGAGGAGAGAGAACGCGUCAUCUCCUCCAUUACCGGUUCGUCUCAGGAAACCGGUUCAGUUUCGGAGAAAGCGCACGUAAACAGCGAGAGAUCUUUUCUCACUGCCAAGAAAGAAGAAAAGGAUGAGAAGAAGAAAGACAAAUCAGAUCAGUCCAUGAAGAAGAGGAAGCCGCGCUCCAUCCUGCCGCUUAGCACCUCCAUGGACCACCGAGCCAAAGAGGAGCUUCAGCAGGACUGCAUCACGCUGGCGGCCAUCAAACACGCACAGGGUGAGACAGACACCUGCGUACCGGGAAGCGGAGAACACAUCCAGCUCGGUUUAUUCGCAGAUAGACGAGCCCUCUACAGGAUGUUCCAGGAGGAGGAGGACAGUCACCUGGAAGCUGGACAUUACGACUCGAUGACGUAUCUCAGGCUGUGGAAAGGAGAUUUGAUGGGAGCUCUGCAGCUGGCCACAGAGAAAGGACAGCUCACUGACCACUUACUCAGCUUAGCACCCAUGGCUGGUUAUCAGGUGUGGGUCCGGACGGUGGAGGCUUAUGUGAAGCAGUUGUGCAUGCAGGAGCAGUUCCUCAAAGCCGCCUCGCACCUCGUGACCAUUCACAAAAUCUACGAAGCCAUCAGCCUCCUCAAAUCUCACCAGUUCUACAGGGAAGCCAUUGCUCUGGCCAAAGCCAGACUACAGCCUGAUGACCCCGUGCUGAAGGACCUGUACACCAGCUGGAGCGCCGUGCUGGAGAAGGACGGUCAUUACACCACCGCCGCUAAGUGCUACCUUGCCGCGGACUGCGGUUUCGACGCUGCCAAGGUCAUCGCUAAAAAAGGGGACGUGAUGUCACUGAAGACGGCCGCCAACUUGGCAAAGCUGUCCGGCGAGAGAGACCUGUGCCACUCGCUCGCUCUGAGAUGUGCCAAAGACCUCGCACACUCGCAGGAUUGGCUGGCAGCACAGGAGAUCCUCAGCACACAAGACUCCUUAUUGGGUCACAGGCUUGUCUUGUGUGUGUGUGAGCUCCUGACUCAGAGGCUGUCCCAUGCCGGGGUGGUGACGUGGCCCUCGCUGUCUUGUCACGUCUGGUCUAAUCCCAGUUCCGAGCGCUUCCUCACUGCUGUACAGAGCGUGUGGAGGAGCGUGUUCGGGCUCGACACUGCAGAUCCAGAGACGCUCAAAGCGCUCCAUCAGCAGCUGGGAGCCGUGGAGAACCCACCCAUCGCUGCCAGCACACCUGGAAAACAGCUGUUGACUCACGUGGCCCUGGACGUUGCUCUUUCUGCUCUCAGUGAGCUGCUGGGUGACUGGAGCUCGCUGCUUGAGGAGCUUCUGAGAGCUUUGACUCGAGUCUUCAAGACUAAUCAUUAUCCUCUAAUGGCUGAGAUGUGCCAGCUUUUCCUCCCUGGAGGUAUGGAUUCUCUAGCGAUCUAUAAACAGAAGCUGGAGGGUGAUGAAAAAAGCUUGGCUGCUUCUCGAAGUCUGGAGGCUCUGGUCUGUUACCAGCUGAUGUAUAAAAGCUGGUGGAGAUGCAGUCGCGUCAAACACGUGAACGGCCACCAAACGCCAGUAGAGAAUGGAGACGCCGCUCACCAGAGUGAACCUGGAGACGACGAAGGAUUUCUGCGUGAGGACUUCUGGAACGUUCUUCUCUCAGAACCACACGCUGCCCUUCAGUCCACACAGAGAACUUUAGAAGACAUCCAGAGCAGAGUGGCUGUAAUGGUCCAGAAACACACACACCUUCAGUCUGAAGAUCUGCUGGAGGGGCAGAACACGGCUGAGGGACUGAGAGAACCGGAGACCAGAUCUUCUGCGGAGUUGUUUCCUGUUCUGGUCGCUCAGGUCACUGAGAAUCAGAAAAGACUCACUGCUAUUCCUGACCACGUGAAAAACUACGCCUUCCCCGACGUCCUCGAAUGUUGUCUCGUCCUCUCGUACGUGGAUCAGCACCUCGGCGGGAUUCCACCUCGUCUCCGUGAGAGGGCGACGGCUCUGCUGCUCACGUACGCGUCCACGGGCUCGCUGUACAAAGCUCGGCAGAGAUUCGCUUCAGAAAUCUACAGUAGCACUUAGUUCUUUUCUCUUCAAUAAACAUGUUUGUAUUUUUGUUUAAUGUGUAAAAUGAAUGUCAUCACACGCUCAGCUGUUAUAUCACCUGUACCUUAAUAAACCUUUUCCCCACAAACAGAGAAGAUUUGCUU